Selaginella moellendorffii is the source of this 1687-nucleotide messenger RNA. RefSeq names its product zinc finger CCCH domain-containing protein 5. Gene Ontology annotation, molecular function: metal ion binding; pre-mRNA 3'-splice site binding. The transcript is spliced from 8 exons. Lineage: Eukaryota; Viridiplantae; Streptophyta; Lycopodiopsida; Selaginellales; Selaginellaceae. The record is from RefSeq and is a predicted model, not a curated record. Bases 2 to 1489 code for a protein of 495 amino acids. Gene Ontology annotation, cellular component: spliceosomal complex; U2AF complex. Gene Ontology annotation, biological process: mRNA splicing, via spliceosome.
GAUGGAGUCCUCCUGCACAGCGCGGCCGGAUUCCGGGAGCCAGCAGCCAGGUGAGACGUCUGGCUCGGGGCGCAAGGAGAAGCGCAAGGCGCGGAAGAAGAUCAAGCGCAAGAAAUGUCGGCAGCGGAUUGCCGAGGCGGAGAGGCUGCGAGAAGAGGUGCGGUUACAGGAUCCGGAAGAACUGCUCCGAAUCCGCAAGGCGCUGGAGCUGGAAGCGCAGCGGGAGGAAUUGGAGAGGAAAUUACACGAGGAGGAGGAAAGGCGCUGGUUGGAGAGAGAGCGGCAAGCGCAAGAGGAAUUCCAGCGCAGGGAACAAGAAAGAUUGUCAAAGCAAAAAGAAGUACCUUUGGAGAAGCAAGAAAAGGAAGAAGAAGAAGAUGGGGAAUAUGAAGAUGGUCCUGCCGAGAUCAUCUGGGAAGGAAAUGAGAUCACUAUCAGAAAAACUAGAGUUAAAGUAGGAGCCAAGGUGGAGAAGCCGGAAGUAAAUACUAAGGAGAGAAAAGAUGAUAGACCAACUCGCAAUCCUUCUCCUCCUCCGCGCUUAGCUUUACCUCGAAAACAAUCUUACGAUGGAAUCGAACAAGUUGCGAACUAUGGUACCGAGCAGGACAAAACCCACUGCCCCUUCCACACAAAAACUGGAGCUUGCAGAUUUGGACCUCGCUGCAGUCGACUUCAUGUGUAUCCAGAAAAGUCUUGCACCCUCCUUAUCAAGAACAUGUACACCGGGCCUGGAUUGGCUUGGGAACAUGAUGAAGGGUUGGAGUGCACGGAUGAGGAGAUUGAAGAGAAAUUCGAAGAGUUUUACGAAGACGUGCAUUCCGAGUUCUUGAAGUUCGGAGAGCUGGUGAAUUUUAAGGUGUGCCGAAAUUCUUCACCGCAUUUGCGUGGCAACGUAUAUGUGCAUUAUCAGUCCGAAGAGGACGCGGUUGCUGCGUGUCUUGCUUUGAGUGGAAGAUUUUACGCCAGUAAACAGAUGAUUCCUGAGUUUGUCCGGGUCUCAAAAUGGAAAGCGGCACUUUGCGGAGAGUAUAUGAAAGCGCAUCAGACGUGCUCCCGGGGCACAGCGUGCAAUUUCCUUCACUGCUUUAGAAACCCGGGUGGUGAGUACGAGUGGGCAGACCGGGAAGGUCCGCCGCCGAGGUCAUGGAAGCAGAAGAUGGCCAGUCUUUUCGGUCUCCAAGUUGAAGAGGUUGAGAGCAGGAGCAGGAGAGAUCACCAAAGACGGGACAAGGAGCAGCGUUCUGAUCAUCGCAGGCACUCGCACUCUAGUCGAGAGAAUGGAAGAAGGUAUGAUCAGGCGAGAGGAAGUUCGUACAGGUCGGAGCGAAGUCAUCACUCGGGUGAAAAUGAUAGAAAACACAGGAAACGGGAAGAGGAUGGAUCUGACAGGGAUAGGAAACGGUCGUGUCGAUCCGACAGGGGCAGCAGGAAUGGAUUAGAUUUGGAGAGGACCGAUGAUGAUGAUGGUGGCCGCUGGCUAGAUUGAUAGUGCUGUGCAUGGCAAACGUACGUGGCAAGCUGCAAGGACUUAAACUUUGGUUGGCGCGCGGUAAAUAGUCACAGUGGCCGUCGAUUUAGAAUCGGAUGGGCGGCUUGUAGGAGAGGCUGGGUUAUGGUGGGUUAGAAAAGGAGGAGAUCGUAGCCGAAAAGCAUAGGGUAUAUAAAAGCAUGAAGGUUUUUUCCA